AUGGUAGCAAUAUCGACGGCUUCGCGGAAUAAGCCCGCGAAGCGGGUGAAGUCUGGAACAGAAACGACGAAGCAGCACCGAUUUGAGAGCUUCUCUCAGCGUGUGUCGAAGCUUAAGAUUGACCCCAUCCACCGUGUACGGCGACCCAGCUUUGGUGAAGAAGGAGAUGAGACGUCCUCCCACUUCCGUUCGGCGUUCGAGCACUGGGCUGAGUUGAACUUGUCUGAGAACUUUGUCGCAUUUUCUCGCCGAGUGAGCCCGCUAUGCGAAAGUCUGGCGCAAAUUGUUUACUAUGAAGAGAAGAUAUUCAACUUGCUGGUGGAAUACAUCGAUAAGCGCGACAGUAACUCAAUAGAGCCUCUACUGAGUCUGCUCUCCCAGUUCGCUCGAGACCUUGGCGUGCGAUUCGAGAGGUAUUUUGCGGCCUCUGUGACUCUGGUCGCUUCUGUCGCGGCCACUCAUCCCGAUGUCGAAGUGGUCGAAUGGUGCUUCACCUGUCUGGCGUGGACUUUCAAGUUCCUGUCCCGACUUCUGGUUCCCGAUCUGCGACAACUUUUAGGUAUCCUGACGCCGUACCUCGGAAAGGAACGACAGAAACCGUUUGUUGCUCGAUUUGCCGCAGAGUCCUUGUCAUUCUUGAUUCGCAAAGCCGGACUUGUCUACUAUAAGAACCCGGAACCUCUUCAACUGGCAGUAACAUUCUUGUUCGACGAUUUGCGGCAGGCCGUAACGGAAUCGAAGAAUGUGGAGCUAUAUAAGUCGGGUCUUAUGGCGAUGUUUUCCGACUCGAUUAAGGGUGUGAAGAACGGGUUGCACUCAAAUGGAACGGAUAUCUUUCAGUGCCUAUUGAAGUCGGUGUGCACUGAUGACGAUCUUCGGAGCACCCUCGCACUUGAUGUUGCGAGCGGUGUCUUGAUCAACAUCAUUCAUAGUACGACGCCUGAGUCGUUCGAACCCAUUAUCGAUAUCCUAACGUCCUAUGUCCAAUCCGAUGUCACGACUGGGAAUAGGAACUGCGCUGUCGCCUACACCCGGUUACUCUUUCUCUGUGUUACUACCCGCAAAGGAUCGCGUGUCAAGAGGUGGAAACCUGUGCUCGAAAGCUUGCUCCUUUUGCUCCGGGCCGCUGAGAAAGCAUUUGAUGUCUUUUCCGACGCCAUCCCGCAGCUACUCACCGCAGUCGCGUAUUCCCUCCAAAUAUCGCCAAUGGACGAGAUGCUGCCUUUCAUGCGUCCCCUCAUGGACGCCGUGACAGUUGACAGUCUCUCAGCCUACUUCCUAUCAUUCUGCUCUACCUUCUCCGAAUGGGGUGCAGAGCGAUUCCACAGCGUUGUUCUUCCGUAUUUUCAAAGAUUCGUAAACAACUCUUGGGAAGACCGCGAGUACGAACUCUGUUUAGCUCUACUUAGAUUAAGCGGGGCAGGUUGCGUUACAUCAGAAGCUUCGAAGCCUGGGUAUAUCGUCUGCCCAGCUUCCUGGAAGUCAAGGAUUCGAGAGACGCUGCGUAAACCUGAACAUACUAAUCACGGUGUGGCCCUGCUGAAUGCAUACACUAAGCUUCCCACAGCGUUGGCUUUGUCUGUGGAGCCUUCUCUUUUACCUGAUAUGGUUGAGGUUCUACAUGACAACUUGGUCUCCGCGCUGAACGAGGACAAUUCCAGCCUCACACCUAGGACUUCCUUCUUUGUUGGACAUGGGUUCAAGACUUACGUGGACCUUGGUUCAAACCUAGGAAAACUCGAUUCAGGCCUCUGGAACCGAGUAAUUACAGUUGCUGCAAAAUACUCGCGGCUGCAUGCCUUCCUCGAGGCUACAUUGGCUUACGUUUCUGCAUGCCCUGAUAACGUCGGCGUCGAUACGUCCGCAAUGGAAGCUUUUGUGAAUGCCUUGAUUGACAACCUUGCAGCGCCUUCUCAGCAGCUGCGACUUGUAUCGUUAAAAAUUCUACGCGAUCUGGUUAAAGCUCUGGGUGAAGAUGCUUCGCUCAUAUCUCUGGCCAUCGAGAUCGAGGAGAGUCCUCUCACAUUGCAGAGCGCAAGAGUUUUGUCGAUGCAAGUACGAAAGCUUGCCAUAUCGUAUCCUCAGAGUAUUUCGCGCAGGUGGUUGCCUAGACUUCUUCCGACAUUUUGCUUCGGUUUAUUCUCCAAGAGACUGGCUCCAUUGUGGGAUGACUCUGCAUCUGCCCUGAAGUCCAUGAGCGAGCACGCUGAAGGAGAGAAAGUCGUCACUGAACUGGCGACGAAGUGGCUUCAAGAAAAAGGGUCAACUGCCAGCGAGACAGAGGAGGACGAUGACGAAGACAACCAGGUAUCUGGUUAUUAUCAGUGCUUUAAUGCAGCCAAGGUCGAGAGUCUAUCUGCAAUGCAUUUCCGGUCUCUUGAGCCGGCGGUGGCCUUGACGCAGGACUUCGAAAAAGACCACGCUCUCCUAGAUCUGGCCCCGACUGCUCCGCGCACUCAAGCGCUUCGUGUAUUCAAUGCUAUUCCUAACCUAGCGGAGAAGCGCUCUCGCCAGAUUGUACCACUGUUCCUCUCAUGGGCUCUACGGGAUGAGGAAGAUGGCCAGUCGCCUCUGGAGGCAACAACUGAUGCCGAGAAUGGCCAGGAGUCGUACAUCCCUUGGGGCUUCCACGACCGUUUGUCAUUUCUCAAACUCCUGGGGCAGUUCGUUAAUCCAACUGUAUUGUACAGAGCAUCAGAGGUUCACGAUGCCCUUUUGGGUUUGCUUUGCCAUGGUAAUUCGGAAAUUCAGAAGUGUGCACUCAAGGCUUUGUUUACGUGGAAAACUGCGGGUAUUGUACCCUACCGCGAAAACCUAUUGAAUGUCCUGGACGAGUCGCGGUUUAACGACGAGCUUGCGGUGUUUGUUCGCGUCGGCAAAGAGGACAGUUUGAUAGAAGACAAGCAUAGAGACGAGGUUGUGCCUAUCAUUCUUCGACUUCUCUAUGGUCGGAUGAUCUCAAAAGCUAGUGCGAGCGCUGGACAGGCGGGCCAAACUGGACGGCGUAAAGCCAUCCUACGAACCCUAGCGCAACUUCCUGAUCAUGACUUCGACAUUUUCAUCAAAAUUGCUUUCGGCCCGCUGGGCAACGCUCACUUGGUCAAAAACGGUCAAGUUGACCAGCAAUUCUUCCUGCAGGAGCCACUCGGACUAAGGAGACAGAUGGGUCUUCUUAAAUUGAUUGAAACUGUUUUCGAAACACUUCAAACUCGUAUGACUCCGUACGCCGAACAAUCCAUGGAUGUUGUGCUGCACUGUCUUGUUCGAGCUUGCCGUGCCCUGGCCAAAGAGCAGCAGAGCGCAAGUGCAGAUUCCCAGGAGGGACGACUAAUAAAUGUCCUGCGAAACAUUCGGCAGACAGGUAUUCGUUGCCUUGACCUCAUCUUUUCUGUCUCGCAGAAUCGAGACUGGACAUCACACAUCCGUGUUAUCUUCACUGAGGUUGUCAAUCCCAGGCUGGAGAACUUUGCUACAGAAACAGCUCAAGGAGUUUCAGGCCUUCUUCGACUGUUCCACACCUGGGCUUCUGCUUCACGGUCUACAUUCUAUCUUUCACGAUUCAACGCUGUUCUGUUGACGAAGAUUGUUGAUUGUCUUGCCGUUGACUCCGCCCGUGAUGAGGUCAAGAUAUAUGUCAUGGACGAAAUCCUGACGCCUUUGAUUGAUAUUGCCUCAGGGAAAGAACUUGAAGAGAACGAGGAGAUGGGAGACUUUCCAGCUGGCGAGAUAUGUUCAGAAGUUUUGUCGCCUUAUAUCGAGCAUAUGCUCUCUCAUUUAGGGCGUCUUCUGAAACGCGGCCCAUCCAAACCGGUCUUGGUCUCUGGUGUCCAUACGCUCUCACGUCUCGCACCAUGUGUCGAAUCAUCGAAGCAAACAUCAAGCCUGAUCAGUAUAUUAACGUAUCUUCUCCGCCAGCCGUCAGACCGAGUCUCGCCCAAGACAAAGUCGGAUCUCCUUCACAGCUUGGAGCACUUCUUGCCACUCUACAACACAAAAGAAGAUGAAGCUCUAUCUCGGGAAGUGUUUGAGGCUGUCUGCUCCAUGUUUGAUUACUUCCGGGACGACAAGAAUCGCGAAGUUUUGUCAAAGGUCUUUACUGCCUUUGCCAACCACAUACCUGAGCUCUCUCAAGUCGCUUCUCUUUGCGAGGAUUUGAAUUCGAUAUCUGUGAAGAAACUCGGAGUGGACUACGAGCGCCGCCUGCAAGCCUUUAGAAUAAUCAACGAGGAUCUCUGGGAUUCAUUCGACGCUCAACAAUGGCGACCAGUACUGUACAACAUGCUGUUCCACGUCAAGGACGAAGAUGAGUUGGCUAUAAGGUCGAGCGCCUCUUUUGGUCUGAAACGCUUCAUCGAGCGAUCCGCUCGUGCAAGUGCUGACCAGACAGACUCAUUUGACCUCCUCGUCGAUGACAUUCUAUUCCCUGCGUUACAAAGCGGAAUGCGGCAAAAGUCUGAGCUGGUCCGAACCGAGUUGGUGCAAGUUCUUGGUCACUUGGUCAAACUGCACCCAACGCGUCCUGCUGUACAGGAUAUGCACGUGCUCCUUGCUGGUAACGACGAGGAGGCAUCUUUUUUCAACAAUCUUCUUCAUAUUCAGCAGCAUCGUCGUCUUAGAGCUCUUCGACGACUGGCCAGUGAAGCGGCUAACGGAAAUCUUCAGGCUUCGAAUAUCAGCACCAUCUUCAUACCCCUGAACGAACACUUCGUCUUCAAUGAGGCUGCUGAUGAGAACGCUCACAAUCUUAUUGCAGAGGCCGUGUUGACUAUUGGCGUGCUCGCGGAAUGGCUGGAAUGGAACCAGUUUAGGGCUAUCUUUAGGAGAUACCGAGGCUACAUGCAAAGUAAAUCCGAAUGGGAAAGGAGCGUUUUGAGGCUUCUAGGAAGAAUGUCCGAUGCUCUUACAAAUGCGAUGGGCCAACUAACUUCUCCCAACUCUCAGACCGAGGAUGGCGAGGAUGCCAUGGAUGUCUCAUCUCCCAGCAAGUCCACCCUUGCUCAAUCAAUACCAUCAGCAUCUAAGGUUGCAAACGAGCUUACUACAGGAUUCAUUCCUGUGUUGACGGACUUCAUUCACCACAAGGAUGAGGCUCAAAUGAGUUUGCGUCUUCCUGCGGCUGUUACAACCAUUAAGCUCAUGAAGCUACUGCCUGAAGCUGAUAUGGCAAUUCGUCUUCCGGCGGUUCUUCUUGAUGUUUGCAGUAUCCUGAAGAGUAAAGCUCAGGAUUCCCGGGACACAGCUCGGAAAACACUGAACGACAUCGCUCUUUUGCUUGGACCUAACUACAUGGGCUAUAUCCUCAAGGAGUUGCGGCAUACUCUUAAGCGAGGCUACCAACUUCACGUGCUCUCCUUUACUGUUCAUUCUAUUCUCGUUGCAACAACAGACGAUUUCAAGCAGGGUGACCUAGACUACUGCUUAGCGGAUCUCGCCUCGGUGGUUAUGGAUGACACUUUUGGUACUGUUGGUCAGGAGAAAGAAGCCGAAGACUACGUCAGUAAGAUGAAGGAAGUAAAGAGUAACAAGAGUUACGAUUCGAUGGAACUCCUCGCCAAAAAUUCAACCAUCCAGAAUCUUGCCAGCUUGGUGCGGCCAUUGCAGUCGCUUUUGCGGGAAAAGCUCACCUCGAAUAUUGUGCGGAAGGCCGACGAACUACUGCGAAGGAUCGGAAUUGGUCUCUUGAGAAACCCUGGAGUCGAAAGCCGUGACAUUCUCAUCUUUUGUUACGAGGUCAUCAAAGAGGCAUAUAAGGAGCCGGUCCAGCUUGGCGCUCAGGUUGCCAAAUCUGCUCAGGAGGAGAACUUCCUGAUCAACAUGAAAGGCCAACGCCGGAACGAAAAGCGAGGAAGUACGUCCUCAUACGUCUACAAACUAGUCCGCUUCUCCUUCGAUGUCCUUCGCUCUGUCCUCAGCAAGUAUAACUCGAUCAUGACUCCUGCUAAUAUCGCCGGCUAUCUUCCCAUGGUUGGAGACGCGCUGGUUCAGGGACAUGAAGAAGUGAAGAUUGCCGCUCUCCGCUUCCUUUCUACGAUUAUUAAGCUCCCUCUACCAGAAAUCGAUACCAAUGCCACUGUCUAUCUUACGGAAGCUGUAAAGCUUAUCAAGGAGGCACCCAGCACCAACACUGAAGGCGCACAGGCGGCCCUGAAAUUAAUCUCCGCCAUGCUUCGAGAGCGGAAGGAUGUUAAACUCAGAGAUGGACAUCUCGCUUACCUGCUUCAGCGACUCACGGCUGAUAUCGAGGAGCCAGACCGCCAGGGUGUCACUUUCAACUUCAUUAGGGCGGUCAUGGCUCGCAAGUUUGUGGUGCCUGAGCUUUACGAGCUCAUUGACAACGUUGCCAUGAUAAUGGUCACGAAUCAAACUCGGUCCGCGCGUGAUCUUGCCCGUGGUGUGUACAUCCAUUUUCUCAUUGAGUAUCCGCAGGCCAAAAACAGGUGGACGAAACAACUCGCUUUCUUGGCUAAAAAUCUUGAGUACAAACAUCAAGACGGUCGUCAAUCCGUUAUGGAGGCGAUUCACAUGCUGCUCUCUAAAACAGGGCAAGAGUUGGCCCAGGACAUCGUUGGUACAUUCUUCCUUCCGAUUGUCAUUGUCAUGGCGAACGACGAUGCGGCUGAGUGCAGGGAGAUGGCUGGUGCGUUACUCGGUGAAUUCUACAGGAGGGCGGACCGAGAGACGAUGAAAACUAUCCUUGAGCCACUUCGGUCCUGGAUUGAGCAGAUAGAGAAUCCUCCGCUCGCGAGCACUGGAUUACAAGCUAUGAGAAUCUACUUCGAGGUGGAGGAGACCGACAAGGAUAAGGAGGCAGGCUUUGUUGCUCAGACCCUUCCAACGAUCAUACAGCCCAUUAUCAGAGAUACAGAGACGACCAACUGGCAAACUCUGUAUUUUUCGCUGCAGCUCUUCUCCAAGCUAUCCAAGGCUGUCCCUUCAGUUGCGCUAUCUAAGGACCGUAUCAAGGCCUGGAACCUCAUUUGCGAGUGUCUAUUCUACCCUCACGCUUGGGUUAAGACUUGCGCAGCCAACCUUGUCGGAAUCUGGCUCGCAGACUUGGCCAAGACAAACGCAGCCAUUGGAUACAGCUCGUUACCUUUGGUCGGAGCUACUGGGUUGGCUAUGAACAAGGAUACAAUGCUCCUUUUAUUGCGUGCUAGUCUUCGUGCCCUCCGCACCCCAGGCAUCAGCGAAGAACUCGCCAUGCAAACAGUCCGCAACACCAUGUUCCUCGGCCGCUGCUGCGCCCAAAAUGGCCUUGAACUGGACGAUACCGAAGACAAAACAGAAGGCGACUCCGAUGAAAGUGACAGUGACGAUGACGAAGGCGAUGCCGCCAACGGCGAGACCCAGAGCGGCCGCAGCCGAAAGAAACAUGCUGUGCGCUUCAUCUUCGAGCAGGCCUCCUCCAUCCUCCGUCGCGAGUUCGUUACAACCAAGGCUCCUUCUUUGGUUCCCAAGACUGCCGCUAUAGGUCUUAUUGCCGCUCUGUGCCGUCACCUUGAAGCAGAGCAGGUGCUUGAUUCCCUACCUGUCAUCCUGCUUCCCCUGCAGCAUCUGACUGACUCAUCUAUCCCGGCACCGCGCUCAUCAGACGAGUCUUUCCGGGAGUCAUAUAAAGCUCUUGUUUCGAACUGCCAUGAAGUUUUGGACCUUCUGCAGAAGAAGCUCGGUACCACUGAGUAUAUCAACCAGAUGUCAACUAUUCAAGAGGAAAUCAGGAAGAGGCGUGAGGGUCGGCGCGUCAAGAGGCGCAUUGAGGCUGUUGCAGACCCUGAAAAGUAUGGGCGUGAUAAGAAGAGAAGGAAUGAUCGCAAGCGUGAAAAGAGGAAAGAGAAGAGUGCAGAGCAUCGGGGUAAGAGGCGUGGUUGGUAA
Molecule: messenger RNA, 7872 nt
Organism: Aspergillus nidulans FGSC A4
Lineage: Eukaryota; Fungi; Ascomycota; Eurotiomycetes; Eurotiales; Aspergillaceae
Product: putative HEAT repeat protein (DRIM)
Exons: 2
Coding region: 1-7872 (2623 amino acids)
Source: RefSeq, a predicted model, not a curated record